AUGUGUUUCAGCAUUAGUCCAUCACUGGCACAAGAUGGACCGCUGCCAUCUUCUCUUGAAGAGUGCAAGGCUACAGAUAUUGCCUUCUUAUUGGAUGGAUCUGGAAGUGUGGGACGUGACCAGUUCAGGACCAUGAAAACGUUUGUGAAGAAUCUGAUCAGAAAACUUCUGACGCAGAACACCAAAUUUGCCUUUGUACAGUACUCCACCUCCUGCACCAUCCACACGUACUUUAACCAGUUUCAGAGAACAGGAUGGGAAAGUCAGGUGGACAAUAUCCAUCAGUUUGGAGGAUGGACGCAUACUGCGAGUGCCAUCCUGAAAGUUGUCUAUUCGGCACGAAAUGAGCUCAGGAGCAUAGCGUCCUCACCAAAAUCAGACCACAUGUUUAGAGUGGACAGCUUUGAGGCACUGGACAAAAUUAGCAAUACCCUGGAAAAGAGCAUCAUUGCCAUUGAAGGAACCCAAACCACUGGUGACUCCACCAAUAUGGAAUUUGCCCAGAAUGGAUUUAGUGCAGCUCUUGUGUCCAGCCCAGAUGAGAGGUUUCUAGUGAGUGUGAUUGGGGCAAAUGGGUGGAGGGGGGGUUACCAGGACAUCCCUCUGUCCAGCAGGACGCCCAGUUUUAGGAGGGUUGAUGAGGUCACUCCUGACAGCUAUCUGGGCUAUUCAAUGGCUGUAGCAAGCAGAGAGAGACAGAACUACAUCGUUAUGGGAGCCCCCAGGUAUAAACACAAGGGAUUGCUCAUGGUCUUCUUUCCUGCAGGCAAACCAAAGAUGCUCAAACAGUCUCAGAUCGGUGCUUACUUUGGAGCAGAGGUGUGUGUGGUGGAUUUGGAUGGAGACUCCAACACUGAUCUGAUUCUGGCGUCUGCACCCAUGCACACAGAAGGAGGAAGAGAGGGGAAAGUGUUUGUCUAUAAAUUCACCAAGGAGCACAUUUACACGCUGGUGUCUGACGCUGGUGUGUCCCUGCUGGGGAUGGAGGGUCAGAGGGGAAGGUUCGGCUCGUCUCUGGCCAGCCUGGCAGACCUGAACGGGGAUGGGAUCAGGGAUGUGGCAGUGGGAGCUCCUCUGGAGGAUAACGGACAGGGCAGCGUGUACAUCUUCAACGGGAGGAGACGAGGAGUGAACCCCAACUACUCACAGAGGAUUUCAGGUUCAUCGGUGCGGUCCGGACUGCGGUUCUUUGGUCUGACUGUGGCCCAGUCUGCUUUGGAUCAGAGUGGAGACGGGCUGCCUGACAUUGCAGUCGGGUCCAAAGGAGCGGUUCUGCUGCUCAGGUCCAGUCCCAUUGUAUCUGUAGACACAAGCAUGAUGCUAAGCCCAUCCAAAAUCCCCGUGUCUAUCUACGACUGCUCCAGUCCCCAGCAGAUCAACGCGUCUGUGUGUUUUACCAUGACCAAAAUCACCAAAGACAGCUUUCCAGGUCUGCAAGCAGAACUCAAUUACACACUGAAGUUGGAUUACCUACGUCAAAUGUUUCGAGCCUACUUCAGCGUCGAGGAGCGGGAGAGGACCCGUGAGAUGACCUUAGCUCUGGGGGAGCAGUGCUUCCCCCAUUCCUUCUUUGUGCAGUGCUCCCCAGAGGAUGUUGUGAAUCCUGUGGACAUCCAGGUGACCUUCUCCUUCCAGGGGCUUCCUAUCCAGUCUGCAGAGGAGCUCAGACCAAAGCUGGCCAGCAGCUCCUCCAACACCUCAGACCACAAGUUAAACUUUGAAAUUGACUGUGGAGAGGACAGAGUGUGUACUGACAACAUCCAUCUCAACUUCAACUUUUCUGGGUCCUCUACCCUAGAGGUGGGCAUUGCACAGGAGAUGAGUGUGACGGUGAUGGUGGAGAAUAGAGGAGAAAACUCCUACAACACCCGUGUGUCUCUGUCCUACCCUCACGGCCUCUCCUACAGGACCUUGACCAAGACCCAGGGCAGAGUGGAGUGCAGUUCUAUAGACAGUCCAGAUGGAUCCACCCAGGGAAAGACUCACUGCAGCAUCAACAGACCCAUCCUUAGGGCUGAUCGUAAGGCGGUGUUUGUAAUUCUGUAUGGAGUUGACAGUAGUAGUCAGUUUGAUGAAACAGUCACCAUUGAGGCCCAGGCUUCCAGUGGAAAUGAUGUCCACUCUAACGACAGUGAGCUAACCCAGAGCAGGGAGAUAGGAGUCAAAUACAGCAUCUACGUCAUCAUUAAAAGGCUCGCGAACACGACCAACUACAUCAACUUCACCGCUGGGAACAACGACAUGCAGAAAACAGUGAUGCAGAAUUUAGAGGUGACAAACAUCCUUAAAGGACUCAAUCUGACUGUUGUAAUUCAAGUUCCAGUAAGACUUCAAGGCAAAGACAUCUGGACCGAUGUGGACAGCCUUAGGAUCAUGGGUUGCACUAGAGGGGGUGAGCUGGAACCAAACGUCACUGAUUUUAAAGAGACCCUCCUGAAGAACAAAGAACCUGUUGUGAACUGCUCCAUUGCUGUGUGUCUGGAGUUCAGGUGUACGUCAUACAUGACUAGACACACCCGCAGAGUUUACCAAAUCUCAGGGAACGUGAGCUCAGGAUGGAUUGAACAGACGGGACUGCGUUCAGCUUCGUUCCAUUUGGUCAGCUCUGCCAUGCUGGAGUACGACAACAACAAAUACAUCUUCUACUCCUCAGACUCCUCACGCCUCGCACCUGUCGCCAAGAUCGAAACUCUUGUGGAGGUCUAUGAGGAGCCGGAUCUAACCAAGGAGAUCAUUGGUGGAUCUGUUGGUGGUCUGCUGCUAUUGGCUAUCAUGACAGCUGUCCUUGUCAAGGUGGGCUUCUUCAAGAGUCGCUACAGUAAGUUGAGAGAAGCAGAAGCUAAAGCUCAGGCUGAGAGAACAACAACAAAAUGAAAGUGUGUGUGAGGCAGA
Messenger RNA from Clupea harengus (Atlantic herring), 2892 nucleotides. Its product is annotated as integrin alpha-X-like. NCBI's taxonomy places the organism in Eukaryota, Metazoa, Chordata, Actinopteri, Clupeiformes, Clupeidae. The record is from RefSeq and is a predicted model, not a curated record. Gene Ontology annotation, biological process: cell-cell adhesion; cell-matrix adhesion; cell adhesion mediated by integrin. Bases 1 to 2874 code for a protein of 957 amino acids. Gene Ontology annotation, molecular function: integrin binding. Gene Ontology annotation, cellular component: integrin complex; external side of plasma membrane. The transcript has 25 exons.